CGGAGUCACCCGCGCUGUGCCACCGACCGGAAGGGACACGGGCAGCUCUCGAAACUCCGGAGGCGCAGACCGUCCACGCGGGGCAGGAGAAGUUCCGGCCGUCCCCCGCCGCCCACCCGGACGCCCACGAAAGCCCGCGAGCGCCACAGGCUCAGGUCGCCGGAACUGGGGUCCCGACCACUGGACGCGUUUCCCGCUUCGCCCUCCUCUGCGCGGGCGGGGAGGGAGACGCCGGCCCAGGCUGCAGUUUGUACCUCAGAAACGGAAACAAAACACCGCCUUCUGUGUCCUUCUUCCUUAGGGAAAAACGCCGCCUAGGACUCGGCCUGGGACCCCGACCACGACCCCCGACCCGCCCGGGCUGGAGGGGACGGGCCCUGCCACGGCCUCGGCUCCGCCCCGCGGGCCGGCGGACCACAGAGGGGCGGCCUUUGCGGCUUUCCUAGAGCGGCCCGGAAGUGUCUCUAGGAGCGCUUCCGGGAACUAGGCCCUCUUUCGGCUGCGUCGGCUGGGCUCGCUGGCGCCAGGUGCGAGAGGCGGCUCGGGCCGCGGGGCGCGGGGUGGGGUCGGGUGGAGGCUCCGUCCCCGGGCUAGGGGUGGGGGCCUGGGAAAGGCUGCUUCGCCGCCCUGUCCGGAGAGCUCUCGAUCCUGGGGCCUUUUCCGCGGAGGAGCGCCCGCGGAUAGGUUGGCCCCAAGCGUGGGGCGGCGGGGGCCGAGCGCCAAGCUUGACCGUGCACCGAGGCCACCGCGCCCCCAUCAGCGCCGCGGGCAUCUGCAUCUGGGACCGACCUCCUGGGCUGGCUGAUCAAGGAGGAAGCAGCAGCAAUGUCUGCUGUGGGGGCUGCAGCUCCUUUCCUGCAUCAUCCUGGUGACAGUCACAGUGGCCGAGUGAGUUUCUUGGGGGCCCAGCUUCCUCCAGAGGUGACAGCCAUGGCCCGGCUACUAGGGGGCCUAGACAGGAGCACGUUCAGGAAGUUGCUGAAGCUUGUGGUCAGCAGCCUGCAGGGGGAGGACUGCCGAGAGGCUGCGCAGCGUGUCGGGGUUAGCGCCGAGCUGCGGGAGGAGCGGCUGGGUGUCCUGCUGGCAGGAAUGCACACGCUGCUCCAGCAAGCCCUCCGUCUGCCCCCUACCAGCCUGAAGCCCGAUACCUUCAGGGACCAGCUCCAGGAGCUCUGCAUCCCCCAAGACCUGGUUGGGGACUUGGCCAGUGUGGUAUUUGGGAGCCAGCGGCCCCUCCUUGAUUCUGUGGCCCAACAGCAGGGGGCCUGGUUGCCCCAUGUUGCUGACUUUCGGUGGCGGGUGGAUGUGGCAAUCUCCACCAGUGCCCUGGCUCGCUCCCUGCAGCCGAGCGUCCUGAUGCAGCUGAAGCUGUCAGAUGGGUCAGCAUACCGCUUCGAGGCCACCACAGCCAAGUUCCAGGAGCUGCGGUACAGCGUGGCCCUGGUCCUAAAGGAGAUGGCAGAUCUGGAGAAGAGGUGUGAGCGCAGACUGCAGGACUGAGCCCUCGUUUGACUGGUCCCAUUCAGGUCGGGCUUGGACAGGCACCUCAGAAGGUGCCAAAGUGCAGCUGACUCUUUCCAGGACAGCCCUGCCCUUCCCACGAGGCAGGCUCUUCAGUGAUUAUGUAAUUUUCUGUGUAAUUAAAAAAGAGAGCUAUGCCUUUUUUUUCUUUUUCGGAAGUAAAGUGGCUAUAAACAACAUGUUUCUCUAGGUGGGUGUUAAACCUCAUACCCUCCUCUUCCCUUAUAUAUGUCUUUGCUGCUGGGUGUGGCCAUGCGUGGCCAGGUUGAAGCCCUUCAAAGACACCAUACAGUUGUGGGGCUGAAGGGAGGGGAAACGUUAUAAAAUAAACAAUAAAAAUUAACUGUAA
Saimiri boliviensis boliviensis (Bolivian squirrel monkey) is the source of this 1870-nucleotide messenger RNA. RefSeq names its product COMM domain containing 5 (gene COMMD5). Gene Ontology annotation, cellular component: nucleus. The record is from RefSeq and is a predicted model, not a curated record. NCBI's taxonomy places the organism in Eukaryota, Metazoa, Chordata, Mammalia, Primates, Cebidae.